GCGGUGCGGGGCUUGUGCAGGGCGGUGUGCGGCAGAGCUGUCCAAGCCAUGAUCGAGGUGUUGGCCAAGCUGGGCCGUGGGCCCGUCUUCCUGGCAGGGGAGGUGCUGGAGUGUGUGAUCACUUUCACCAACCCGUUAUCGGCCUCGUCCACCUCCGCCAGCAGUGAGAUGCUGGCAUGGGCCAGUGCCCAGAUCCACUGCCAGUUUCACACCAGCGAGAACCGGGUGGCACUCCCUCCCUCUGAUGGCAGCAAGCACGAUGUGCAGGCAGAGAAUGAGACAGUCUUCGUUCCCAACAGAGGAGAGCGAGGUCAGUGUAUCCUGUCUACCCCACCAAAGAUUCUCUUCUGUGACUUGCGGCUGGAUCCUGGGGAGUCAAAGUCCUAUUCGUACUGUGAGACACUGCCCGUAGAUGGCCCUCCCUCUUUCCGGGGACAGUCAGUGAAGUAUGUGUACAAGUUGACCAUCGGCUGCCAGCGUGUCAACUCCCCCAUCAAGCUGCUGCGAGUACCCUUCCGUGUCCUUGUGCUGCAAGGUGAGGCUGCAGGCUGCCCUCCCUUGCAAACAGGCUUGGCUGCACCCUGCCCCACUGAUGCUCUUGCCUUCUGCCCAGGGCUCAAGGAUUACCAGUUCCCACAGGAUGAGGCCGUCGCACCCUCAAAUCCUUUCCUGGAAGAGGAGGAGGGCUUGAAGAAAGACUCUCGCCUGGCAGACCUGGCAACAGAGCUGCUCAUGGUGGCCACCUCCAGACGUAGCCUGCACCUGUAUAACAUUAGCAACACUCGUGGGAAGGUGGGAACAUUCUGCAUCUUUAAGACUGUGUAUAAGAUUGGAGAGGAUGUCAUUGGGACGUUUAACUUCUCAGAAGGAGACAUCCCAUGUCUGCAGUUCUCAGUGAGCCUGCAGACAGAGGAGAGCAUCCAGGAGGAGUUCCAGCGCCGCCGGGGACAACCUGUCUCCUACACCACGCAUGCCCGCCAUCAGGAGGCCUGCCUGCACACAGCCCAGAGCAGCUUCAGCCUGCCAGUCCCACUCAGCUCUACCCCAGGAUUCACCACCAACAUCGUGUCCUUGAAGUGGAGGCUGCACUUUGAGUUUGUGACCUCUGGAGAGUCAAUGGGGACUUGCUUGGUUCGUGGGAGCCAGUCAGAGGCCAUCACAUGGACUGGGGUAGAGCAGAUGGAAGUGGACACUUUCAGCUGGGACUUGCCCAUCAAAGUCCUUCCUACCAACCCCAUCCUGGCCUCCUAUGUAUCUCAGUUCUCCAGUACCAACUCCAUCACCAUCUGAAGUGGGGAGAGCUGGUAGGGACCUGUAGUGCUGCAAGAGUGUGCCAGUGGUGGAAAAUGGCAGCAGGACUGUCGCCAGCAUGCUGCGAGGCACACAUCUUUGUGCCCCCUUGGGUUCAUCCACACUGCCUGGGUGGGUACCGGGCAGGUCUGUCCCUCUGUGGGUG
Molecule: messenger RNA, 1456 nt
Organism: Indicator indicator
Lineage: Eukaryota; Metazoa; Chordata; Aves; Piciformes; Indicatoridae
Gene: RGP1
Product: RGP1 homolog, RAB6A GEF complex partner 1
Exons: 8
Coding region: 49-1290 (413 amino acids)
Biological process (GO): retrograde transport, endosome to Golgi
Cellular component (GO): Ric1-Rgp1 guanyl-nucleotide exchange factor complex; Golgi membrane
Source: RefSeq, a predicted model, not a curated record